Messenger RNA from Passer domesticus (house sparrow), 594 nucleotides. Its product is annotated as olfactory receptor 14J1-like. The annotation marks the transcript as partial. Gene Ontology annotation, biological process: G protein-coupled receptor signaling pathway. The transcript has a single exon. Lineage: Eukaryota; Metazoa; Chordata; Aves; Passeriformes; Passeridae. Gene Ontology annotation, molecular function: olfactory receptor activity; odorant binding. The record is from RefSeq and is a predicted model, not a curated record. Gene Ontology annotation, cellular component: membrane.
ACCAUCAUGUGCUACGACCGCUAUGUGUCCAUCUGCAAACCCCUGCACUACGGGACCCUCCUGGGCAGCAGAGCUUGUGCCCACAUGGCAGCAGCUGCCUGGGCCAGUGCCUUUCUCACUGCUCUCAUGCACACGGCCAAUACAUUUUCCCUGCCCCUGUGCCAGGGCAAUGUCCUGGGCCAGUUCUUCUGUGAAAUCCCUCAGAUCCUCAAGCUCUCCUGCUCCAAAUCCUACCUCAGGGAAGUUUGGCUUCUUGUGCUCGGUGGUCUUCUAUAUUUUGGUGGGUUUGUGUUCAUUGUCUUCUCCUAUGUGCAGAUCUUCAGGGCUGUGCUGAGGAUCCCCACUGGGCAGGGACGGCACAAAGCCUUUUCCACCUGCCUCCCUCAUCUGGCUGUGGUGUCCUUGUUUAUCAGCUCUGGCACAUUUGUCUACCUGAAACCGCCCUCCAUCUCUUCCCCAUCCCUGGAUCUGUCACUGUCAGUUCUGUACUCGGUGGUGCCUCCAGCCCUGAACUCCCUCAUCUACAGCCUGAGGAACCAGGAGCUCAAAGGUACCCUGAGGAAAAUAAUGACUGUAUCUUUUCAGAAUCAAUAA